GUCACUGUAGAUGGCCAUUAUACGUGUGUGUUUUUUUGAUGGUCCCAUACGCGUUUUUGUGUACGCACGCUGACUACACGAGCACUCUGCACGAUCACAAUCUGUCGCUUCUACGACUUCUGUUUUUCGUAGAUGUGCACCGGCACAGUAAAAGAAUAACUAGGUGUCCUACAACUCACUUUAUUUUCCUACCGCUAUUGCCCGAGGCGGCUACUAACUUCGAACCGUCCUGAAAGGAACUAUGAGUAGUACUAGAGCGAAUCUGUGCCCGGCUAAAAUGUGGCGCUGGCGAUUGCAAGUAGGUGUUUUCCUUGCUGCAGCAUUGUGUGAAACAGCCAGGGCGGCCAGUAGCAGUGCGCCAGCGACGCUUCUAAGCCGAAGCAGGAUGUUGCAAGACCAAGAGGAGACGUGCCCUUGUACUUACGGCACGGUGGCAGAAGAAGGAGACUCAUCCAGUUUACCGGUCUGUGAGGCUGCGUCCGUGUGUGCAUGGCUCGCCGCUGCUCAUGUCUGUUGUUGCUUCGCACAGCACGUGGGCUGUCCCGGCUGCGUGCAUAGUUGUUGUCCCGUCCUGACCACACCCAGCGCAGUCACUUGUGCUUGUUGCUGCCCCUGCUGCGGACUGGCGGACAGCUGCUGUGGCGUCCUGCCGAGUCGUUGUCACCUCCCCGCGGGAACCUGCUGUGCCAUUACAGACGAAGCCGCGAGGUGUGCCUUGCGCCAGGGCAUCGGGCUGUGCGGCCGGCUCGACGUAACGACCGAGAAUUUUUUUUCGAACCCCGUGGUCCAAAGACACCGCACACGCUGGCACGAAUUCUUGCAGCGCGAAGGCCUUUCCGUGGAGGCGGCAUACUGGGUCUGCUGGAGCUGUUCCUACGGAAAAGCGUUCGCAAAGUACCUGCUAGUGGACGGGUCUUCGCGCCUCAUCGCCGACGGUUUCAACGCCCUUGCGCAGGGUACCGCCGCUGUGCGCGACCUGUUCGUAUUUGUCACGACCGACGGGGCGCAGUAUGUUGCACAAGCGUUGGCCUCCGCAGGGCCUGAGGCAAUACAGAUGGCGGCUGACGCAGGUCUGCGAGUGCUGCGAUGUGCGUGCGGUUCCGAGGCUUUUGGAAGGGGCGCGCUCCUAUUACCCGCACCCACGCCUUUGGAGCAGUUUUUCCUACAACGUAGCGCCAACGAAAUUUGCUGUUGCCUUGUAGGCAGCACCGCUUCCCUGCUUCUAGCGAGACGGCGCCUCUUCCGGUCAAGGGAUGUGCCAGCGGAGGUUGCGCCGCAGCAGAUCAGAAUGUCGACGUAGCAGUAUCGUGCUCGUGGAUCCUGUGUGCAAGAACUGGCACAGAGAAAAACGGUGAGAAAUCAUGUUGACGCAACUCAAUCCACUGCAAAAAUUACAAGAACUACGAAAAAUAACAAUUUACGCCGAGGCACAUGCAGAUCCCCGACCCACUUCUGGGCGCGCAGAA
This is a messenger RNA of Amoebophrya sp. A120, 1466 nucleotides long. NCBI's taxonomy places the organism in Eukaryota, Dinophyceae, Syndiniales, Amoebophryaceae. The record is from the annotation of a GenBank genome assembly.